CUAAAAACAUUACAAAUUUGUUUGCUGAUACGCAAAGACCUCAGAUAUUUUGCGCCUUAAAACGCGUGUCUUUCGGAUUACAAAGUAAAGUUUUUCAUUUGUUUUCAAUAUCGUUCCACAUCCAAAUUUAUAAAAAAAAAAAACAAAAACAGUACCAUAAACAUUGUCGUGCAACACAAAUUUGUAUUUGGUUGAAAAAUAAAAAAGUGAGAAAAGAUCUCUUACAACAAUGUCGAUGGCGUCAAAUCUAAAUCGUCAUUAUCAUCAUCAUCCUCACAAUGGAAUCCUACAAUCGAAUUUACAUUUGCAUCAUAGUGCACCGGUUCUUUUGGGCCCCAGUUCAUCAAAACAUUGGCAUUCAGAAACGAGUGAAGUACUGCAACCAAAAACAUCAGAUCAAAUUUUUUUAGAGCGGAAUAUUUGGGCCAUUUUGACUGAUUUUAAUCCCAACGCCACAUUGGAGAAUGUCGUAGACACUCAAAAAACACUCAUAAAAUUGUUCGAAAAAAAUUAUAAUAAAAGUGCUCGUCCAACGAUCACCACAAAAACAAUUCCCACCGCCACCACAAUUAAUAUGGCGCCAAAAAAACAAUCUGAUAACGGUUCCGUUGAAUUGCAGCCACGAGCAUCGGGAAAAUCACACAAUACAAUAUCAACAAUUACCAAAGUGGCCCAACCGAAAGUUAUCAACCGUGUGAAUCAAAUUGUGAAACAUAAGGAUAAAAAUUCUCUUAAAAUACCAAGAGAGCUCAUGUCUUUGGUUGGAAGCGAUGGUUUUGUUUCCAAACCGCCCAGUGAAAAGAAACGCUCAUCGAAGGGGAUCGUUCCUUAUGAUGCUACCAAAUACGAACAAUCACCAAGACGUAGAUUGAAGAAACGAACAUUCGAAGGACACUCUGUUCGUCCAAGCCACAAUAAAUGCUCAUCACAAAUCCGGCAUAAAGAAUCAAUGGCAAAGGUUGAAGUGCAACGCACUGCCGAAUGCGCAACAUCGUUUGCCCAAACUGCCGCCGAAAAUUUCAAGCAUAACAAGGUCAAAAUUAUCCAUUAUCCAUUGGUUGAAGUCAAGAUCGAACCAAGUGAUUAAAAGCGAUCGUAAUGCAUACGUAGGUUGCAUUCUUUUGAUUUGCCGAAGAAAAAUAUGAAUAUACUGACAAAAUUUACGCCAACCGAUGUGUAUCGAACACAAAUAAAUGUAUAAUCAAUGAAAUGUGAAUU
Messenger RNA from Contarinia nasturtii (swede midge), 1218 nucleotides. RefSeq lists its product as uncharacterized. Lineage: Eukaryota; Metazoa; Arthropoda; Insecta; Diptera; Cecidomyiidae. The record is from RefSeq and is a predicted model, not a curated record. The transcript is spliced from 4 exons. The coding region runs from base 230 to 1087 and encodes 285 amino acids.